CAGCUGAGUCACACCUAACAUGUUUUGCACCCGACUCUUAACACAAAACCAGGAAACUACUUUUCAAGCAACUGUCUGUCUCUGUCUGUCUGUAUAUUAGCAUUGAAAUAUGGCAGAAGCUCAUAUUUUUCAGGACAAGUUCAGCUGUUCAGUGUGUUUGAAUCUCCUGAAGGAUCCAGUGACCAUUCCCUGUGGACACAGUUACUGUAUGAGCUGUAUUACAAACUGCUGGGAUCAAAAUGAGAUGAGAAUCUACAGCUGCCCUCAAUGCAGACAAACCUUCACACCAAGACCUGUUUUAUUUAAAAAUGUGAUGAUUGCUGAAAUGGUGGAGGAACUGAAGAAGACAAAACUUCAGACUGCUGUUCCUGCUGACUCUUAUGCUGAAGCUGGAGAUGUGGAGUGUGACGCCUGUACUGAGAGAAAAUACAAAGCUGUCAAGUCCUGUCUGGAGUGUCUGAAUCCCACCAGACAACUUCAUGAAAUGAUCUGAUCAAGAUAUAAUAAACAACUAGAAAUCUACUGUCGAACCGACCAACACUGCAUUUGUUAUCUGUGUACGAUGGACGAACAUAAAAACCAUGAUACUGUGACAGCUGAAGCAGAAAGAACUGAGAAACAGAGAGUUUUGGGAGAGAGACAGAGAAAAUUACAUCAGAUAAUUGAGGAGAGAGAGAAGGAGCUUCAGGAGCUGAGAGAGGCUGUGGACUCUCAUGCGCGCUCUGCACAGACAGCAGUGGAGGACAGUGAGAGGAUCUUUACUCAACUGAUCCGAUCCAUUGAGAGAAGACGAUCUGAGGUGACACAACUGAUCAGAGAUCAGGAAAAGACUGCAGUGAUUCAAGCUGAAGGAGUCAUGAAGCGUCUGGAGGAGGAGAUUGAUGAUCUGAGGAGGAGAGACGCUGAACUGAAGCAGUUUUCACAUACAGACAAUCACAUCCAUUUCCUACAGGGUUUUCAGUCUCUGUCUGCAGCUCCUGAGUCUUCAGUCUCACACAGAUUUACUCUCAGCUCUCUUCUCUCUUUUGAUGAUGUGAGAAAAUCUCUCUCUCAACUGAAAGACAAACUGGAGGAUUUCUGUAGAGAGGAGAUAGAGAAGAUAUCUGGUGAAGUUACAUAUAUCUCAGUUAUAUCUGAUGAAUUGAAGACCAGGGAGGAUUUCUUACAAUAUUUCAAGCAGUUCACACUGGAUUCAAACACAGUUAAUAAAUACAUUCAGCUGUCUGAUGGGAACAGAACGGCUACUCGCACUAACACAGUCCAUCAGUAUCCUGAUCAUCCAGACAGAUUUGAUCAGCGGCGUCAGGUGUUGUGUAGAGAGAGUUUGUGUGAACGCUGUUACUGGGAGGUUGAGUGGAGUGGUUAUGUUAGUAUAUCAGUGUCAUAUAAGAGCAUCAGGAGGAAGGAAGAGGGUUAUGAGUGUUUGUUUGGAUAUAAUGAUCAGUCCUGGAGUUUGGACUGCAGUGACUCCAGUUGUUCAUUCAGUCACAAUAACAAACACACUUCACUCCCUGUAGUGUUGAGCUCCUGUAGAAUAGGAGUGUAUGUGGAUCACAGUAAAGGAUCUCUGUCCUUCUACAGCGUCUCUGAUACAAUGAAACUCAUACACAGAGUCAACACCACAUUCACUCAACCACUUUAUCCUGGGUUUUGGAUCAUUUCAGGUUCAGUUACAUUAUGUAAUCCAGCAGUGUAGAUGACAUGAAGAUUCUCAGUAAUGCUGUAAAACUUUGACUAAAGAAAAGAAAGAGAAACAAUUCCCUGCCAGUCAGGGACGGACUGGGGCUAAAAAACAGCCCUGGACUUUUUCCCAAAUAGGCCCAUCAUCCGGCCAUUCACCCCUAGCCGUGCACAACAGACACAAGGAUGUCCUGAUACUAUGCCACAAUACUGUCAGACUAUUAGACAAGGAUAUUUAAUAUUUUGUCCAUGUCAUAUUAAACUUUGAUGUAUAAUAAGGCUGUGAAAUAAUGAAAAUAGCUAGGCCUAUUAAUUUUGUCUGUACAGCUUUCACAAACAACCACCAGGUCUAUGCCAAUUCCACAAUACUAAACACAUAUGAAAGACAAGGAAAAACUGUACUCUGUUGGAAGACAGACAGAAAGUGCAAGCUAGGAUUUUUUUGUUAAACUAAUUGUCACGGGAGAACAAAGAGGACCAAAGGCAAAUUAGCAGGUGAGUCUUUUGCUUUAAUAUACACAGUUCGAGCCGUACAGGUAGUGGCACUUGGAAAAUAAGAGUCAAAAACAAAACAUAGGCAAAGCCACUCAGGUUAUGUAACUUAGGAGGUCACAGUCCUUUAAAAGGUAAAGCAAAACUGGUCCGCGUGGCUGUGUAACCAAGGGUAGGCAGACAGACUUGGCCGACUCCGCGGCGUUCAAACGCAGGCUGUGACCGGCUGCGGCAGCAGCGACGGGCUCGUGAGAGAGAGGGGAAAUACUGGAGCGCCUGAGUUGCCUAGGC
Messenger RNA from Paramisgurnus dabryanus, 2463 nucleotides. NCBI's taxonomy places the organism in Eukaryota, Metazoa, Chordata, Actinopteri, Cypriniformes, Cobitidae. The record is from RefSeq and is a predicted model, not a curated record.